GCAAUAUACUGUAUUCACCUCGUAAGCAAAGAAAGAAGAGAAGAGUCGACAUUUUCAAGUGUUCGCGAGUGUCCCAAGACCCAGCGCAUCGCCCGGGAGAUAAGAUGGGAGAAAAAUAUAACGUUAGGGGAGCCGCCGGGGUUUUUACAUUCGUGGUGGUGUGUGUUUUGGGACCUGUAUUGCGCGGCACCCGAGCGGCGGGACACCUGCGAACACUCGAGUGAGGCGAAGGCUUUCCACGACUAUGGAUUUGUAAAUUCAGGGUACGGCGUCAACGGGAUCGCUCAUAAUGCCGGACCAGCACCAUCCCCCAUAGGACAGAUGCCCCCCAGCGACGGCAUGGGUCCAGGGGGUCCCAUGCCCCCAGGGUUCUUCCCGACGCCGGGUAUGAGACCAUCCCCAGGCCCAAACCCCCCCUCCCAGGCCUCCCCCCAUCCCCCUGGGGGUCCGGGGGGUCCAGGAGGGCCGGGGGGGAGCCCCAUGCACAUGAACCCACAGGUAAGCCAGACAUUUCUCUCGUUAGCAUGAACACUUACCCGAGAGCAGUGUGGUGGCCGUUGCAAAAGGGCGACACACUGCUGAAGUAGCAGGACGUAGUGUGGUGGCCGCAAGUGAGGGGCACACACUACGGGCGUAGCUAGGCGUAGUGUGACCAAAGGAGGGGAACAUGCUUCUGGCGCAGCAGAGCCAGACGGACCGGAGAAAGGUCGAUGCAUGCCUUGCAGAUCCUCCUGUAGGUGGUACAUUUUACUCGUAGUGUAAUUUGUGCUUGGGACAGUCCGCGCUUACCAGAGGAAUCGAUCUCUUCCUGAAUGGGGCCGAUUUAUGACGUCAUGGGAGAGGAAUAAGUGUGUGCUAAACUUGUCGUAGGACCGCACUUCGCCUCUCUUUCAUGGUCGUGACGCGUGCAACAGUUACCAUCUGUCGUCGUUUCCACUACACGACAAAAAAAGGGACAUCGGAUGCCUUCUCGAUGUGUCUGUAAUCUAUCAACAUUAUUAUUUCACUUCUUCCGAUUCAUAAAACUCCCUUUGGCGAUAACCUUCCCUGCGAAAUAAAUAAACGUCUGCGGACCUUGAAUAAAUCGCCGGAACUGCCUACUCUCACCACAGGGACCGUCAGGAGUGUCGGGCCGAGCGGGACCGAGUGAGGAGCCGCCACUCUUAAUUUUGUUUUUUCCCCGUGUGUUGCGUCGAGGGAACAUUUGCAUUCUGAAAUUAAUGGCUGAAGUACGAGUGCUUGCUCGGAGUAAACCACGAUAACCGAGAACACAAAUACCGGUUAUUGUUACUGUUACUUAGUUAUGAUUUUACAUGGUUACUUACUUAUUUGUUUGAGAAAAGGGGAAAACAAUGCAACAGUGUGUGUG
Penaeus indicus is the source of this 1369-nucleotide messenger RNA. Its product is annotated as single-stranded DNA-binding protein 3-like. The transcript is spliced from 6 exons. The annotation marks the transcript as partial. Gene Ontology annotation, cellular component: nucleus. Gene Ontology annotation, molecular function: single-stranded DNA binding. Lineage: Eukaryota; Metazoa; Arthropoda; Malacostraca; Decapoda; Penaeidae. The record is from RefSeq and is a predicted model, not a curated record. Gene Ontology annotation, biological process: positive regulation of transcription by RNA polymerase II.